This is a messenger RNA of Melitaea cinxia (Glanville fritillary), 302 nucleotides long. It is a transcript of the gene RpL39, whose product is annotated as 60S ribosomal protein L39. Bases 100 to 255 code for a protein of 51 amino acids. The transcript has 3 exons. NCBI's taxonomy places the organism in Eukaryota, Metazoa, Arthropoda, Insecta, Lepidoptera, Nymphalidae. Gene Ontology annotation, molecular function: structural constituent of ribosome. Gene Ontology annotation, biological process: translation. The record is from RefSeq and is a predicted model, not a curated record. Gene Ontology annotation, cellular component: ribosome; cytosolic large ribosomal subunit.
ACUUUCGAUACUAUAAAAUAAUUUAAAAAAAACUUAAGUCACUGUCAAAGUGCGAUCUUAGUUUGAUUAUUCUUCUAGUUUGACAGCGGAUAGGCAAACAUGUCGGCCCACAAGACAUUUAUUAUUAAGCGCAAGCUAGCGAAAAAGUUGAAACAAAACAGACCUAUCCCUCAAUGGGUUAGAAUGCGCACUGGGAAUACUAUUCGUUACAACGCUAAGAGGCGUCACUGGAGGAGAACUAAGCUCAAGCUGUAAGCUGACUGUCUUGUAGCUGUUAAGUGAAUAAAUUCAUGUGAAAACUA